GAUGGCGCCGAGGCGUUAGGAGGCCUUGCGACUUGCGGGAGUAGUCGCCAACGGCACCACGGACCGCGGACGAAACGUCGCUCGUCUGAUCGAGGACGCCAGUGGGACCCGACCCGCAACGCCCGAGGUGGUGAUGGGCUGUCUCCUUCCUCUUUUCAUAACAAGAGUUCUACUUCAGUAGAGAAAGAAAAACAAACAGAACAAAAUAAAAUAAGAAUAAAAUACACAUCCAAACACACGCACACAUGUAUAUAAUUCACUAACCAUUGAUAAUAUACCCCAAUCACUGCAUCUAGACUACUAUCUAAUAUACAGCUAUAUAAUAUAUUCAACUGUUACAAUAUACGUGUAAUAUAGACCAUAAACCGUUCAAUCUAUACAGCAAUCUAUACACAUAUGUGUAUAUACUAUUCUGUGUGACAAUCGAACGUAUAAAAAUUGCGCAUUAUUCACUAUGUACGGUUCGUCCCGUAUAAUAAUACAUUACACUAAUCGAAUAUAAAAGCCUGAAAGAAGAACGUACGACAUCGCAUGUAAAUAAAGCAUCGGCCGGAAAUCCGUUGAGCUGCGCGGGAAUAAAUUAUCAUCUAGUCAAAGAAAAAAAAAACAAAUAUUAUAUCAAAUACGGGGAAAGAUUUAUCCGCGUGUUGGAGAAAAAAAGAAAAACAGAAGAAAAGAAGAAGCAGAGAAAUACAAAUGUAGAACCAUAAAACAGAACAGAGAUCCCAGUCGACGAUAGGAAGAUCGAGAUAUACGAAAAAGCUAAUCACCGCCGUUGGCUCAUUGACUUUCAAUAAAAUGUUUGAAUAAUUCUUGGAGGGUAGACGAUAUGUGUAUACAUAAAAUAUACAUAUAACGCCAUGCGCGUAUGAGGCAAAAAAUAAAGGUCAAUAGUCAAGAGUCAAGGGCCACGACCUAGAGGUGUGUACACAACGCAAGUUUAGCCAGGAGACACGGAUCAACGAAACUCUCGAAGGAGACGGCGGAGGGUUCAAGAGACGAGAGGGAGUCGAGGAGCUAGCGGAGAUGGAUAUUGAUUGAGAACGGGCACGCUUGCGCGAGGAGGAGGACUAAGCGGGAACGGGAACAGGAAUGGGAAUGGAAAUAGGUAGGUCAGAAUCCGGCACCGGGUGCGGAUGAGUAGCGGGAGACCUGAAUGGCAAUAACGGCGGCGACGGCGGCGACUUCAGGAAGAGAGGUCCUACUCCAGGACUCCAGGAACACAGUGCAGUCAACGGUACCGGAUGAACCGGCUGUCGUCGAGCCGAGUAGAAGAGGACGACCCGGUUCCCGCGCGUCGGAGGAUCGAUCCUAGAGCGGUUCUCCGGCUCUCAUCUAUGAAGAGGAACGAUUUUGUUCGCAGAGGAGAUUCAAACGAUCGCGCAGGAAAUGUUUUCACCCUCCAUGGAGACUGCAGAGAAUUGUCGGUGUCACUUGAGUAUGAAUCAACUAUGUACAAUUAUUUAACGUGAACAGUACGCUGCAUGUGUUAAAACAUACACAUACGCACACGCACGUCGAUGUGUUCCGAAAUAUGGAGCGGAAUUUUUUCUUUGAAAUAAUAUACAAGGAAUGCGUCCCGACGGUAGAUAACGAAAACGCUGGACGUAUACACGUAUUAUACACUGAACAUCGCGGUUGCUGAUAACGGCUACACACUUUUCCCCUGCAACGGUGUUUGAAGAACACGCCGUUGAUAAAAGAUAAUAUACCUGUAGCACCGUUUUUCAUUUAUUUUUUCAUUCCACUUCUUACCUGCACACCACGUGUAUUGUCACGUACUACAAAAUCUCGUGCCAGUUCGAAGCGAGACGCGAUCUCCGCACACCCGUAACGCGACUUCAUAUAUGCUUUCGUUUACCAUCAAGUUUGUUUUUCCCUCCGAUUUAUUAUAUGUAGUUUUUCCGUCAGUUCUGGAUUAUUAUUCAACCGAGUUGUCGAUCAGUUCACCGGAGUGUCAGCGAGAUGGCGAAAAAAAUUAUUCAUCUGUUGUACCUUGAUCGAUGAAUGUUAUUAUGAUCGAGAAAUUCGAAGGAGACUUUUUCGCACUUUGACCCAACAUGACGAACAUCCACCGACCCACGAUCGAAAUUUUUCCGCACAUGGAGUCGUCCAGGGAUGCGGACGAGGUUCACCUGACCGAACUACUUCCCGUCAAACAGUUGUCGAUAUGCCGAAAAAACGACGACGACAAGGAAGAUACCGUCGCCGACGCCUUCAAAGCACUGCGAGAAAGGAACAAACACGAUUUUUCUAUCGGGAGGAAUGAGUUCUGCGCUACCGAUGACGACGAUGAGUUUGACGAAGGAGUAAACAACGUUGAUGAUUCCUUGGACGAAUAUAAUCCGAAAAUCACCGACGAGAUUAACGUCGAUCAGUGCAGUGAUGGAAAGAGGAACACCUUGAAACGGAAAAGCAAUAGAGUGUUUAAAAAGCGUAUGAAGUUUCUGAAGAAGAAUCAGUUAGAGUCACAGAAAAAAGGAAAGCAUGAAAAGAACGAAAUCAUCAAGUCAAAUGGUUUGAAUAAUGUCCUCGACCGCGACGAGCUUGACGGAUCUGAUUUUUGCAAUAAAAGCACCGUUUCCCAUGUGAAUUCCAGACUUUCUCCCAUCGCCCAGGACCUCGAUAAGAACGGAACUCUUCCUGACGAGGUCUACGUUUUUCAUCAAGACAAAAACGGCGCCGAGGUAAUCAACGCAAAAGCGUCGGAAUCAUUAAAGAGGAAGUGUUCAAAUUCAAAUUCAAAGAUCCGAUUGAACGGAACGACGAGCAAUCGUACAACAGGAAGGAAUAACAAAGCCAAAGGAGAAGUGACCAUGAAAGAACGGUCAAAGAUAAGCGAUGAGAGCCUUCGAGAAAAGAUAGACGCGAUAAUACAGGCGAACUCGGUAAUGGAAGGUAACAAGAACAACAAUACGUCGCGUGAAAAUCGUAACAAUAAGUUGCAGAAUGAGGCACAUAUUCAUGGUCUAUCCGACAUUUCGGAAUCGGAAAUACGUCAUAAUUCGGGUGAGGAGGAAUCGUCUUUGAUAAAGAAACACCGUUGCGCGAUUUGCAGUGCCAGAUUCAAGGGUAGCGGUGGUCUGAGGACCCAUUACAAGGUGGUUCACGCCGGUGGACCAAUGUUCACGUGCAACGAAUGCGGCAAGGAGUUCCCCCUGAAGGAGAGGCUAAAGCUUCACGUGAGGACGCACACUGGUUACAAGCCGUACAAGUGCACUGACUGCGAGAAGAGCUUUGCUCGGGGCGGUCAGCUCGUUCAACACCGUCGCACUCACACCCAGGUGAAACCAUACCGUUGCGUUUUGUGCCCGGGUACCUUUUCCUGCGCAGCGAACCUCGCAUUGCACGUGAAACGACACAACGGGCAGAAGGAUCACAAAUGCGAAAUAUGCGGACGAGCCUUUGUACGCCGGGACGCCCUCAAAAAGCACCUCGAGUGUCUCCACAAGGACGUCAAGUCCUUCUUAUGCGUCAUAUGCAACAAGACGUUCAAGGGUCACCUCCCCCAGCACAUGAGGACUCACGCCCAGGACAGACCUCACGGGUGCGGAACCUGCGGUCAGCGGUUCGCCCAGAAGUCCCAGCUCACCGUACAUCAGCGAACCCAUUCGGGACAGCGGCCAUUUCGGUGCCUCGUUUGCUGGCAGGCAUUCGCACACUCGACUGCCCUGAAGCUUCACACGAGGAGACACACUGGGGAGAGACCGUUCAAGUGCGCCGAGUGCAGUGCCGGCUUCACGCAGCUUCCACAUUGGAAGAAGCACAUGAGAUGCGUCCAUGGGAGGACCGAUCCGUACUGCUGCAAGAACUGCAACACCUUUUUCAGGAUAAAGAACGACCUGGAGACGCAUGAGAAGUCUUGUCACGUUGGGGAAACGCCGGCGAUUGAUGCUGAUCCUGAGAACCGGACCGGGCGUCCGAUGGUACCGAAAUACCGGAUUAUGACUGUUGAAAAGAUGAGACUGCUUUUAGCCGUUCUGUUCAAGCGUAUCUCGAAACCCGAACGACUCGACGAACUCGGAUUUGGCAAACGGCUUAUAGACGAGGUAUUGAAGGACUCCCUCAUAUCCGCUGGCAAGGAACCCGCUCAGGGUUCCGACGACGCCAACGAAUUUGAUAUCCUGAAGCAGAAUUUGGCCACGUUUUUGGAGUGGACCGUGCCCCCUGAGCAUUGGGAAACUUUCAAAAAAUUGAACAAAACACCCGAGGAGAUAUUAGAAACGCUUACCGUCAGCCAGUAGGUCUGUAGAAACGUUCCAGGGGAAUGUCAUAUUCUGAAAAGAAACCAAAUAAGCGAGUUUAAAAAAACUUCGCCUUCGAAACGAACUAAAGAAAUUUCCUAUAUACAAACAGGGUGAAAUUUCUCUCGGCUCACGUGAAUGAGGAGCUCCAUUCGGGUGAGACUUCAUUUUUUUGCAUUCAUACUCGUUUGCGUCACAGUAAUAAUGUGUGUUUAUCCAUCAAAUUACUGAUGUGUGCUGUAAGUGCGGAAGAAACAGAUAUGAAGAUUGAGACACCCGCCCGAUAAUCACACACAAUUAUUGCGACGCGAAUGAGUAUGAACAAAAGGAUUUAGAGCGUCAGCCGGAUUGGAGCUCCUCUCUCGUUCGACUCCGGAGAAGAUUCACUUUCAAUAACAAAUCCAUUAUCGUAAUGUCUAUAGGCUUAUUAUUGUGAUACCACAAUUCUUAUACAGUAGUGCCAUUAUUUGUCACUAUACAUCCUUGCCAUAUUUUACCAAUGAAAUAUAAAUUCGCCAUUUAUUAUUAUUAUUAUUUAACUUUACCUAUGACUCAAUGUAAGACUUGGAUAGCCACAAAAUAGGUGUCAGAAGCGAAAGAGAACUUCACUUUCGGUUAAUUUAAUUUUCGUUCCAUUUGUCAUUACCCAAAAUAAAUGUGUAUCAUUUCAAUCAAUACAUUACACAUACAUAUUAUAUUAUAUUAAAAAAAAGUUGCAGUCAAUGUUACCAAAAGACAGUUUUUCUUGUUUAAUUUCAAUUGCGAUAUUUUCUAUUGUAUUUUAUGCAUAAUUUUUUCUCUGUUAUUUUCAAUUCUAAGUCGUUGUCUACGAAUUGGGUAUAAGAACCGGCUAAGUUCGCACAUGAACGAAAUUUGUUAUUAUACGUUAAUUUAAAAUACAUAUAAUAUUUAACGCUUGCCAUAUAAAUAAUAUUGUAUAUUAUACACAUACAUAUUAUAAUUAUAUGUCUACAUAUUACACUUAUUAUAUAUAUGGGGGAUUGCACGUCAAUUCGACUAGGGUCUGACCCUCACCCUUUUGAAUUUGAUUCGCGAUUUUUCAUAUUGUUGUUCCAACUCUAAAAAGCAAUUUUUAUUGUUUUUUUUUAGAUUUUUCUAACCCUUCCCGACGCCCUCAGAGCACCUGAUCAUAUUCUGACACUGAUUGCGACAAUUUUGAAAAUUAUGAAAAAAAUUACAUCAAUUUUGUGGCCAAGACCAAAAAUAAUCCAACCAAAAUAGAAGACGACAGGUAAAACGGUAAUUUUUAAACUGAUUAAUUUUUUUUUUUUCAGUUAUUUUGAUUUUUGUUUUAGGAUUUCCAGCGCUCGUUAUAUCUUCCCUAAUACAACAACAAUCUGUAAAUUAUUAUUAAAAUUCAAAAUUGAAAAAUCAAAAUAACUAAAAAAACAUCAUUUUCAAUUUUCAAUUUUUUUUGAAUUUUAGUUGGAAUUUACAGAUUGUUGUUGUGUUAAGGAAGAUAUAUUGAAUCCUGUAUCUUCAAAAAAAAAAAAAAGAUGAAAACAAUUUAAAAAAAUGUAAUAAUUAGUUGAAAAAUGAAUAAAAAAUUACCGU
Molecule: messenger RNA, 5819 nt
Organism: Neodiprion fabricii
Lineage: Eukaryota; Metazoa; Arthropoda; Insecta; Hymenoptera; Diprionidae
Product: zinc finger protein 37-like
Exons: 2
Coding region: 2061-4244 (727 amino acids)
Biological process (GO): regulation of transcription by RNA polymerase II
Cellular component (GO): nucleus
Molecular function (GO): RNA polymerase II transcription regulatory region sequence-specific DNA binding; DNA-binding transcription factor activity, RNA polymerase II-specific
Source: RefSeq, a predicted model, not a curated record